This is a messenger RNA of Oldenlandia corymbosa var. corymbosa, 804 nucleotides long. NCBI's taxonomy places the organism in Eukaryota, Viridiplantae, Streptophyta, Magnoliopsida, Gentianales, Rubiaceae. The record is from the annotation of a GenBank genome assembly.
AUGAGACAGGCCGUGCAAGCAGUAAACUCCUUCGUGACCGUGUGCACGGAUUUGGAGAGGCAGCUGGCCUCGGCUAGGAGGAAGGUUGCCAGCGAAGCUGGCAAAGCAAGGGAGGCCAAGGCGAGGCUCCAGGCCUUGGAGGAAGAGAAGAGGCGGCUGGAGGAGGACAUCUUGACGAUGAGGGGGCAGUUUGAAGGCGUGGAACUGGCCCACAAUCUCCAGAUCGAGAGCCUCCAGGCGACGAUCGUCCCCAAAUCCCGUCUAGACAAGUACAUCCUCGCGGGGGUACAGAGGUACUUGGGGUCAUCCGAGUUCGCCCUUGGGAUAAACGACGUCAUGGACCUAGCCAUGGAAAGAGGAGCUAGGAAGGUCGUCAUGGAAAUAGAGGCGGCCCGAAGGAAGAACGAGGACAUCCAACCCAUCCUCGACAAGUAUGCUGAUAGGGAGAUGAAGGGAAAGAUAUCUGCGGUAAGGCUGCGGUGCAAGGCACAGAAGCACUUUCGCGACAUGAAUUUUGCGCUGCUUCCUAUAAUGCAGCAGAUAGCUGAGGCUUGCCCCUCCGUUUCUAAGCCCGAAGACAUCAUAGAUAUCCCGGGUAGUCCUUCCUUCAUCUUUCAGAUGCCGAGGGAAACUCAAACGCCUCCGAGGACGCCGCCAGGACCUGAUGAGGAGCCCGAGACGGUCGAACAUACAUCACCCCCCCCAAAGGGCACAACUCCGGAAGCCGCGGGGAGGGAGAGGGAGGGGGGCGGCACUUCGACCGACUCCAACACCAACAGCGAAGACAAGGUGAAUGAUGCGUAG